AUUCUGUUUUAAGGGUUUUGGGCUUCAUCAAUCAAUUUCAUGUAGAAAAUCUAGAGAGUGAUGAGAAAAUUUAUGAGGAACACAGAGACAUUUUAGAGAGAAGAUGAGAGAGAGAAAAGAGGGCAGCUUAAGCCAGCUGGGUUAGAUGGAUUUAGAUUCUCAUGGAAAAAGUAAAAAAGCCCCAUUUGUGAGAUUUUAAUCUUUUUUUUUGUUCAGAUCACAGACAGAGAAAGUGAAGAGAGAAAAAAAAUACUCUCAACUCUCACAAAUUCAAACGCACAGAUUUCUCCCUCUCCAAACGACAUCGUAUCACUCAUCGGAAUUUGCCUCGCGCAAGGUACUACCUGAAUCUAAAAAUAGUUGGUCAAGCAUUCUACGGUUCAGACGGAAUACUGAUAUGAGACUUGAAUCGGGGACUUGUAAUGUGUGCUCAGCUCCUUGUUCAUCUUGCAUGCAUCUUAACCAUGGUCUCAUGGGCUCAAAGGAUGAAGAGUUUUCUGAUGAAAACUGUCGCUUAGGAGAAGCUAAUAAUCAGUAUUCUAUGGAUGAGGGUAAUGUCUAUUCUCUUAGGAGCAGAGUUUGUGAAAGCUCACAGCAUGCUGUCAGUGAAGCUAGUAAUAUGCAGGGUGUUAAUUCAAGUCAUGAUUCUCUAUGUGAAAAUGCUGAGAGUAGACAGAUCCUGUCGAAUAAGUAUCAGGAUUCCAAGUAUUUAGAAGGUCAUGAUGACAACACUUCUUGUAUUAGUAGAGCCAGUGAUGCUAAUUUAGUGAAUGAUAGCCAUGAAAGGAAUGCGGAGAGAAUAAAUAUAUCUUUCAGUUCAGCUUCAUUUAGUCAGAUAGGAGCAGAAGGAUCUGGAAGUGCUCCCUCUGUAGACACUGGCCAUAGCUCACCUGAGGUACAAAGGUUAUGUGAGCAAUCUCGAAGGGGUAAAUCUCUCUCUGGUAAUCCAAACUUAAUGCAUGUGGAAAGGGAUUUGUGUCCUCAUAUCCCAGAAAAAUUGUCGGAAUGCUCUAUUGAGAAUUCUAGUUCAUCAUUGACCAAAGAGAGGGAGCCUAUUGUUGUGUCUGAUGAGAAAAUUAUUGCCAAUAAGGAUGGCCUUAAUGAGAGUACUUCUGAGAUUUCACUAAAAGUAUGUCCAAAGUCAGAGGCAGAUACUGAUGCCUGUGACGCUAACAAUGAAGUCCAUGAUGAACAGUACAAGAAACAUGAAGAACUGGUUAAAUCACAUCGUGAGCCGGAACCUCAGUCUGAAGAUGAGAGUGAUGAAUCAGAUGUUGUGGAACAUGAUGUAAAGGUGUGUGACAUCUGUGGAGAUGCUGGUCGUGAGGAUCUACUUGCCAUAUGUAGUAGGUGCAGUGAUGGCGCAGAGCACACCUACUGCAUGCGAGAAAUGCUUCAGAAAGUCCCUGAAGGGGAUUGGUUGUGUGAAGAAUGCAAAGAUGCAGACGAGAAUGAAACUAAAAAGCUGGAUGUUGAAGAAAAGAAAAUUGUAGAAGUUAGUUUGACCUCACAAAUUUCUGGCAAGAGAGUUUCUGAUAACAUUGAAGUAGCUCCAACAGCUAAAAGGCAAGCUCUUGAAUCCAGCACAGGAUCACCAAAGAUGUCAAGCCCCAAGAUAUUGAUUCCACCAUCACGAGAAUCAUCGUUUAAGAGCUUAGAUAAAUUAAAAGUGAAGCCUGGUCUUCAGAUGCCCAUUCAUAACCACGCUGGUGGUAAUGAUACAGAGACUGCUCGUUCUCCUUCCAUUGGUCCCCGCAGUCAAAUUUCAAAGAGUAUGUUACUGAAGUCUAAUUCUUUCAACAACGUAAAUUCCAAGCCAAGAGUCAAACUUGUUGACGAAGUUGUUCCCCAAAAAUCAAAAGGGGGAAAUGAACAUAAUUCAAAGAAUGUGGAGACACCUGCUCGGAUGACUAGCAAAUCAACAUUAUUCAAAUCGUCAAGUUUGGGCCGAUCAAAUGCAACCGAGUCAAAAGUUAAAAUGCUUUCGCCCAAGUCUCUCCCUACACAUGAGUUGAAAGUAUCUAGGCAUUUAAAAGAAUCAGGUGCAUUUGAGAGGAAACAUCUGUCGAGGAUUGAUCGGCCUGUGGCUAGUUCUGUUGUUUCCACUUCCAAGAGUGAUCAAAAGCUUACACCCCGUGGUGAAACAACCUCUAAACCUUUGGCUGUUAACAACAAUCGAGAGUUGAAGGUUAACCAGGAUGGAAAAUUCAGUGCGUUAUCAAAGUCAAUAAGUAAUGUAAGCCGUAAAAGUUCAGGACCUCAAGUUAGUUCAGAGAGAACAUCAACCCGAAGUGAUGAAGCUCAACAGGAUGUGCUGCCUCGAUCACGAGAGACAACAAAUCAGGUUGAGAAAACCAGAGAUAGUUCCAGUGAUCGUGUAAGGCCAGUUGUUUCUGCUUCUUCAAAAAAUCUAUUCUGUCAAAAAUGUAAAGAAUUUGGCCAUCCUUUGGAAUGUUGCACACCUGGUACUACCCAGGAAUCUGGUGCCGAAAUAUCUGUCAAUACCUCAAGUAGUUCCAAAGAGGAGAUGCAUAAAGGCAAUAAGUUGAAAGCUGCAAUCCAUGCUGCUUUACUUAGAAGGCCUGAAAUUUACAAGAAGAAAGAAGAAGUAUCUAAUCAAACUGAUGAAGUUUCUACAUUGGGCACGGAGUUGAAUUGUGAAGUGACUUCAAAAGACCAAGUGUUGGUUUCCAGCACACUGAAGAGUGGUAUAUCCUCUGAUGAAACCCAGGAACAACAGGAAAUCCUAGAGAACUCUUCAUUGGAUUCUUCCAAAUGUUCAUUUCCCAAUGAUUUGAAGCAACUUAACUCUUGUCCGACUGACUUUCGUUCCCAUCCAGGAAAGUCAGAUGCUAUUAGUCUUAAUGCUGGAAAGCCUGCAGUGAGAGACUUGUCUAAUAAGGCUGUGUUGAUCUCAAAUUUUCCUUUGAAGAUGUUGGCCUUUCCUGAAUAUGAAUACAUCUGGCAGGGUAUCUUUGAAGUUCAUAGAAAUGGAAAGCCUCCUGACUUAUGUACCGGAGUUCAGGCACAUUUAUCCUCUUGCGCUUCUCGUAAGGUUCUUGAGGUAGUGACCAAGUUUCUACCGAAAGUUGCCCUCAAUGAAGUUUCUCGCAUAAGCACAUGGCCUUUGCAAUUUCAUCAUGGCGGUGCUAGAGAAGAUAAUAUUGCUCUUUACUUCUUUGCCAGGGAUAUUGAAAGUUAUGAGAGACACUACAAGGGUCUAUUGGAUCACAUGAUUAGAAAUGAUUUAGCGCUUAAAGGAAUGUUUGAUGGUGUUGAACUUCUCAUAUUCCCAUCCAAUCUGCUUCCUGAAAACUCACAGCGAUGGAAUAUGUUGUUUUUCUUAUGGGGCGUAUUUAAGGGGAAGAGGAUCAUUCAUUCAGAUACUGCAGAAAAGAUUUGUAUUCCCAGUUUGAAUGCUGUGCCAGUUGAGAUGAAUUCUUCUACUGUUGUGACUUUGCCUGAAACACAUUGUUCGCCAAAGUGCAUGCAUGAAGAAUCAAGUGAUAGUGAUAAAGCAUGCACUGCAGUUCUCCCAUCCACAUCCAUAGACCAGCAUCAGAUUACUUUAACUGGGAAUAUUGAUGUGAAUCACCAGACACAUCCGGGUUCACAAGUAAACUUAGAUAGGCUAGAUAGUAAGAUUGACUGGAAAUCUACAUCAAGGGUUCCGACAAACAGUACUCUAUUAUGUCAAGAAAUGAAAUCCACUGGUUCAUCCCUGAAAGCUAGUGAAGAUGAAGAUGGACAGUGCAGAGAGUCUAAACCUCCUGAUGCAAUGGGAACAAAUGUAAGCAAUAGGAUUGUUGAAGCAAAAACUGAUUCUGAUAUUUCUGUCAAGCAAGAGAAUGGUUUGUCUCCGCUGAUUCCUUUUGAAAGAGUUGCUGUUUGCAAUAUUAGUAAAGAUAAAAUUUUCAAUAGAAUGAACAGUGAAGAUGAACAAAGGCCUAAGAGGAAACAGAAAGAGCAUUGUCGCUAUAUUGAUUUGGAGGCGAAUAUUGAUAAUAAUGAAGGAACAGGUGCUGCAAGCAAUUUUAGUAAGGAUAGAAGUUCAGAAACAAUGAUUAGUGAUGUUGAAAAUCAACAAAGGCCUAAGAGGAAACAGAAAGAUGAACCUUAUAUAGACUUGGAGGCAACUAUUGAAACUGAAGAAACAUGUGUUGUAAGCAAUAUCAGUAUUGAUAAAAUUUCAGAAAAAAUUGUCAGUGAUGAAGAUCAGGGAUGGCUUAAGAGGAAACAGAAAGACAAUGAUCACUGCAUUGACUUGGAGGAAACUUUUCAGGACGAGCUUAGUGUAAAAGGGAUCGACUGUCAGGUACCUAAUGAUAAAGUUCAGAAUUUAGAUCUUUCUGACACAGUUAUGGGGGCUUCUGUAGUCAGUUGUCAGAAAAUGCCUUGGAAUGAGGGAAAUGAAAAGUUAUUUGGUGGAGAAAGUUCUAGCAAGAAACUAAAGACAGGUUUCAGUGGGAUUUAUGGAUCUUCCAGUUCUAGAGGCGGAAACUCUUUUAAUAACAAUUUUACAUCUCUUAGAAAUGACCUUGGUUCUUCUUCCUCUUCAGUCAAGGACAAAGGAUGUGAAGAAGCUUGUGAUGAGAAAAUCAUUCAUGAGGAUUUGGGAACAAUGGAAAGAACCUUUUUUCCUAUUGAUACCCAGCAUAUUAGUGACUCCCAAUCGGUGCUGAAUAGCAUGUCAAUGAAAGGGCUUCAUGAGUCUGAGGAACAAUUUCAAGAUGUCAUUCCCAAUCUAGAGCUUGCUUUAGGGGGUAAAACAAAACCACUGCCGCCACCCCCACCCCCACCUCCACCUGUGCCUAAGGGUAUGUUGCCUUUCUUAGUUGGGGCAGUAGACAGAAAAAAUAACCAACCAGAUGGCUUAGGAGAUGGGCAGGAGGAUGAUGGUGUUGCUGCCUCUCUUUCCCUUUCUCUAUCCUUUCCAUCUUCAAACAAGGAACACACAAAAGCUGCUUCAAAACCAGAGCUUUUGCCUGAUGGGCACCGUGUGAACACCUCGUUGCUCCUUUUUGGGAGAUUCACAGACAAAUAAAUUUGCUGGCUGCUUUAUGUUUCCAAUCAUGUAAAUUAUGUUGUUCUGGAUUGUCCAUCCUGUAUGAUAGAUAAGCUUCCAGUCCCUAUACAAAGCAGCCAUUGUCCUCAACAAGAAUCAACAAGUUUUUUUUUUUUUUCCUGUAGUUUUUUAGACCUUAGUUAUAUACAUGUUUUUAUGCUAGUUUUUUGGUUUUCAGAAUGCACAGUUAUGGCUGUUUGUAUAUAUAGAGAGAAUUUAAGCCGGCAUAAUUUCAAUAAUCUUACUAGGAACUUGCGGAUGACUAUU
Messenger RNA from Abrus precatorius (Indian licorice), 5332 nucleotides. RefSeq lists its product as uncharacterized. The transcript is spliced from 12 exons. Bases 398 to 5044 code for a protein of 1548 amino acids. Lineage: Eukaryota; Viridiplantae; Streptophyta; Magnoliopsida; Fabales; Fabaceae. The record is from RefSeq and is a predicted model, not a curated record.